GUUUGAUGUUCACCUUCCUUUUUUUUUAUCCGUUUUUCGAAUCUUCAUUCUUCAUCCUUCCUCUAAAUCCGGAAUUGUAACCUAGGAUUAUCCAGGAAAAAUAAAUAUUGUUUUUAUUGGUUUCUGGUGUUUUGUAGUUCCAACACGAUGGCUGACGAGAAUGAAUCGAGAGUUAACAUCCAUUUGGACGUAAAUAAUGGAUUGGAGAGAGUAACUGAAUUGAUAGAAACCAGACUUGUUGAGAGUGGCUGGAAAGAUGAAGUACGUUUAGCUUGCCAGAAACUUCUUAUUGAAAAUAAGGAUUCCAAAGUCGAUGACUUGAUUGAAGUGUUGACACCCAAAGCCAGAGCAAUGGUCCCAGAUUCUGUGAAAAAAGAUCUAUUGAACGAAAUCACAGCCAUUUUGUCAAAUAUGGAAAAGGCUGGAUACACCAAGACUUUAGAGAAUAAGUAAAAAUUGGUCUAGUACAGUACAGUAUGAUCAUUAAUCUUCAAAAAAUAUAUAUAUGUAUUCUCUAGAGUUAAGUGAUCAAAGUACAUAUUAUUCAGUAAUAUGUACGCUUGAUGUGUUUCCAUACUAAUUGUUUAAAUAAAAUCUCAUAAUUUGUUUUAAAGAUUUUGUUUUACAAUAAAUAAUUGUCCAAAUUAGGUAUGUUAAUCUUCUCAACUUUUGCAUCAUUUAGAUUUCAAUGGUGUUUUGAUUCCUGAUAAACGUAUAUGUAUGCAAUAGAUGAUAAAGUUUUCGAAAAAUUCCUAUUACUUUCAAAUGUACAAUUUGAAACUUUUAUUAAAUGUUUUUGUAUUAACU
Ceutorhynchus assimilis (cabbage seed weevil) is the source of this 807-nucleotide messenger RNA. The record is from the annotation of a GenBank genome assembly. Lineage: Eukaryota; Metazoa; Arthropoda; Insecta; Coleoptera; Curculionidae.